UCAGUUUACUUCACUCGCUCGCCUUGAUAGCACGUGUUCUGUUGCGUCUCUGUGCAGUCUGCGGUCUGUGGUUUUGUCAGUUCUUUGGUGCAUUCAAAAGUGCAGUGUAAAAAUAAACGCGAAAUACGGUGUGAUGCGAGGUUGUCACCGUCUGACGAUUGCGGAGCGGCAUUGGAAGUUUUCGGUGUGAAUUGUGGAUACUACUAGUAAAAGAACGCAACUGUUCGUUGUCGUUUUUGUAGAGUGUGCAAAAUUUUGUGUUGGUCCUGAAAGAGUGUGUGCUCCUGAAAAGGGAGUGAGAGAAAAGGAAAAAAUUCUAAAGUGUGAUCUUGUAACUCGAAAGCGAAGAAGAAUCCAGUUCGAAUUAAAAGCUCUGUGUGGAGCGAGUGAAGCGAAUCCGAAGACAUAAAUUAGCGCAAUCAGCUCAGUUUCGAAGCCGAGAGGCCGCAGAGCGGAGAACCAAGUUCUGUUUUCAAGAUCUUCAUCAAUACUAAGCGCAUUUAAUCAACCACAGAUAUGGCAAAUUUGAUCACAGUUCGUCUGCAGCGAGGCGAAGGCCAGUCGUGGGGAUUCCGUCUCCAGGGCGGCAAGGAUUUCUCCUCUCCACUGGUCCUGCAGCGGGUAAACGGUGGUAGCGUCGCCGAUCAGGCCGGUCUGCAGCCAGGUGAUGCACUGAUCAAGGUUAACAACACCGAGGUGUUCAACCUGAGACACAAGGAAGCACAGGAUGUCAUCCUCGCGGCAGGAAAUUCCUUCGAACUCGCAGUCUCCAGAGGCACCGCCUGGAGGCCAUCGGUCACCCCAACCGGAUCUCUCCCAUCCCCAUCACCAUCGCUACCCGGACACAUCACGCCGGUGACCAAGACCUCUCUGGCCGCUACCCCACAGCCUGUGCAGCACAUCGGAAGCGGUCACAACCAGGCAGCCAAGCCGUUCGCUGCGGAAGUCAAUGGCAGUGACGGACAGGUCAAGAGCAUCGUCAACAAGCAAUACAAUACACCGGUGGCCAUGUAUAGCGACGAGACCAUUGCCGAAACUUUGUCCUCUCAGGCGGAGGUUCUUGCUGGUGGUGUUCUAGGUGUAAACUUCAAGAAAAACGAGCGUGUCUACUCGCCGGCCAAUUCAGAGGUCUACAAAUUGCUGCACGAGCAGGGCAACGAACCAGAACCAGUCGAUCCACCCAAAGCAUCACUAUCAGCCCACCAGCAACAGCAACAGCAGGUCCAGCAGCAUCACCAGCAACAACAACAACAACAGUCCCACACUAACGUCGUUACACGGCACGUCAGUGCCCCGGUCGAUAAGCCACCAUCGGCCACCAACGGUAUUCCAGCUGGCCAAAACAUUUGCGACGCUUGCGAUCGUUUGAUUGUUGGCGUCUUCGUGCGCAUCAAGGAUAAAAAUCUGCACGCUGAUUGCUUCAAGUGCGCCACCUGUGGAACUUCGCUCAAGAAUCAGGGAUAUUUCAAUCUCAACAACAAGUUGUACUGUGAUAUCCACGCGCGGCUAGCGGCCCUCCAGAGCCCGCCGCCCGGUACCAACGGAAUGGUGCCGGUCACGAUCACCAAACCUGGACAAAAAUCUGGAGUUCAAGCCAUCUCAGCUGCCCUCAAUGCACAUGCCAACCUGAACGGGCGUUCACAGCCACUCCAAUCGACGACACUAACCGCGGCGCUGCCUGCAACAAUCACGAUCAACGGCUGCGGCGGAAGCAACACUCAGUCACCGUCACACUCCCGAUCGAGCAGUACCACUUCGUCGAGCGGUUACUGCAACUCGAGUUCCCUGUCGCCGGUUCAGUCGAACAAAGUAUCUCCGCUGCAUUCGCGCACCAGCAGCGAGAACGAACUUAUCCUCGAGCCUCCUUCGUCCAACAGGGCAUUCACCGUUCAGUGUGAUUUUAAUUUUCCGCCGCCCCCGCCGCCGUUGCCGCCAGCAUUAUCUGCACGCGCCAAAAUGGAGCACCUGGAGGCAGCCGAGCUGCAACAACCUGCAGCAACAUUCGGAGCCAAUGGGCUGGCCGAGGCUCCCACCGAGAAUUCGACGGAUAGCACCGACAAAGGAUCGGUUACGCAAAAUGAGUAUGGAUUUUUCUACAGAACAAUGGGCGGAGCUGUGGUCCGCAGUGUAUUCCCUCCAGGAGGUAGUUCCCGCUACAAGAACCAGAACAACAUUACUCCGAAACCAUUCGGGGCUCCGCAGCCCGUCAACGUACCAGCCUCCUAUCCACCGGUAGCGGGAAGUGUUCCAACUCCAUUCUCCGCCGCCAUCGCUAGCCAGCCUCAGGCCCCUGCUCCGGUUUCAGCACCGGCCCCGGUUGCAGCCUCAUAUCCUCCGAUGACCGCCCCAGCUCCUGUGGCUGCUGCUCCAAUCGUGCCUGCUGCUGUCGCACCAGCACAACAAGCCGGUAAUGGUAACGCGAUCGACACCAAACCGGACGACGAAAAUGAACGAAACGAAGAGGAAGAACAGGUACAAAAAGAGCCAGAAUCUCCCGUUCCUAUCUUUUCCUGGCCUCCGAAACGCGUCGAGGACGUUAUCACUCCUACCGCAACUCCCAUCUAUGUCCCGCCUCCGGAGACGCAGCGUGUGGUCAUCAAACCGGUCCCUCCGCAACCCACGAAGGUCAAAGAAUGUAGCAAAUCCCCACCGGAAGAGCAAAACGACACGGUGGUGGUCAAGAGUGUACAGAGCAAAUCGGCCCCGGAGUUAAGCCGAAGGAAAAGUGAUGCUGUCCAAGAGCAACAACAUGAUGAGAUGAGUUCCGAGGCGUACACCGCGACGACCACUUCGACAUCGGCGUCUUCCGAGGAGUAUCGAAUGUAUUCAACCCAAACGUCGCAACCCAUUGUAACCUACUACGAUACCCCGAUCAUCGAAAUGGACUACCCGUUUUCGUCUGGCCAACCAAGUGCUCAGGCAAGUACCGGCGCAUUGUCGGAUGCAUCAUACACUCAUUUCGUAUUUCGUGAUCCUCCACUCGAGGAAUCGCUACCGCCAUCCGUCGAACCCUCCAUGGAACCGGAACCAGAGCAGAUCAAAGAACGGGUCAAAGCUUCGCUCGAAGUGGCAAAGCCUCAAAAGCAUGUUGAGUUUGUGGACUACGGCAGGGAACUGGCGCACUACUUGAGGGCAGAGCAAGCUGCGAGGGCAGCUGCUCAGCAGGAAAAUCAUGUUGAAAUAGAGGAGGUCACCGAAGAGUUCACGGUCCCGCGCUAUGAGCUACCAAUGAUCCAAUCGCCCAAUCCGGGUAGUUAUCUGCCCAAGAAAAUUGUUCCCAAUCCCGUUCCGAAGCAGUGGCAAAGCAAACUUGUACAAGCCCUGUGCACAGCACCCAAUGAAUCGAUUCGUUUGACCGACGAACAAAUUGAGGAAGCCAAUUUCAUGAAGUCUCGCAAUGAAGCGUACGUGCGAGAGCGAGAGGAGAAUAAGUUGCGACAGUUGGAAGCGCUCAAGAGGCAAGUUGAUGCUAUAGAACGUCGUCUGGCGAAGAAAAAUGAGGAACCUGAGCCGGAACCUCAGCCGUACCCACCUCUGGAUAUACCCCGAAAGGGUUCCGUGAUGGCUAGAGUGUUGGCCAGCUCGACUACCAAAGCGGAACGGUUUCCGAAAUACCUUCCCGCUCCCGUUGUACCGCUUCCCGCAGAUUCCGCGCCUUAUUUCCCACCGCCGCACUCGAUGGAACCGGUUCGGAGCGAGAAAAUUUCAUCCUUUCGCGUAACCCCCCUUCUCGAUGCCCUUACUACAGCGCCUUAUACCCCGUUUCAGGACUUUGGUCACGAGGUACCCUCGCAGAUGGAAGACAUGCCGGUUCCUUCUGGUCGUAUAUCGAUGACCGAUGCACUGGCGACUGCCCCGGAACGGCCCUAUACACCGUUCCGCGAGGUGAAGUUCGAACGAUCCGAAAUGUAUCAAGAGUUGCUGCAUGAGCAACCCUCGAUUCAGGUCGAUCCGGAGGCGAACUUCUCAGCAUUUGCCAGUGUAGGCGGUAAUCGAACGCCGGUUCCAUUCAAGCCGAUCGUACCGGAAAUACGAGAGGAACCAUGUGAACAACAAAAAUCUGAACCAGAACCAGAACCGGAACCGGAACCGGUGGAAGAAAAGAAGCAGGAAGAAAUGUUGAAGCCAACGGAAAAACUACCUCCGUAUCCACGGAAGGACGCUGGAUCCGAACACUACUCUCUGGCGCCUAAAAGAGAAAGCAAUUCACCGCUCCACCAUCCUGCGGAAAUACCGACUUACCAGCGCAAGUGGUAUAAUCUACCCACGCAGAACCCUCCACAUACCCCGGAACCAGAAGAACUUCGACAAAAUGUACCACUAGCGUUUGUGGAUACCCAUUCUAAACCACAUCUGAAGAAACCCAUCGCACAUGCUGCAAACGGAACAGAGCCGGUCAUGCUGAGGAAAAAGGCGUUCACCACAAUCCAAAAUCGUACCGUCCCGGUUGUACAGACUGCCAUAGAGGAUGAUGCUGAGUUGGCGCACUUCAACAACGCUCACUCACGGCUUCAGUCGAAGGGCGUGAUCGAUCGUGGACAGGCGUUUACACCGUCGUUGAUUUUGACGAAACAUCCGACCACUAUUCCCUACUACCAACAUCAGCUAGGUUUCGAGGAAUAUUUUGCGGAAUCGAAAGAAUUCGACGGUCGUCGCACACCUAAUGCGGUUCGCAAGUCCCCUGCCUUUGGACCUCCUCCGAAUCCACUGAAGAGUUAUGUUCCCCCGUCGCGCGAAGGAAUUCCCAAUGAGUCGGGGCUGUAUCUGUCGAUGGGCAAACUACAAGGUGUACCAUGGUAUGCCAACAUGGACCAUAUUCCGUUGGAUAUUCAACAGAAAAUGCAAGAGCAACAUCAUGGUCUCGGCAAAGGACACGACUUCACACGGCAGCAUAGAUCGGUUAGCUACCAGGACAAACCUGUGACCGUCCAUACUGAAAUGCAUGGUGCUACCACUGUUCAAACCCGAUCCAAGGAGAGUGCAAUGAGAGAGCAAGCGUCAGCAGAAAGCACCACCAGUAGCGCCAAACAAGUGGGAAACGCAUUGAUUCAGAAACGCACCAAAGUUGUUGAAGAACACGAACACACACAAGCGGCGAAAACUAUCGAGAUCGCGAAAUUUUCCUCGAAAAUCAAAGAUGAAGAAGCUCCACUGAAGGGUUAUGUAGCGCAACAAACCAGAAGAUUCUCAGGCCAGGAUGAUUCGCUGAACGUACCGCAACAACUGCAGCAGCAACAGCAACAGCAGCCGCCGCCAACAGUUCCAGAACAGUAUGAACCUCAACCGCAAGACGUUAAACCCUUUCCUCAAAAUAGUGCUCCGCCAGUGUUCAGUACCUUUCCCUCGGCAAACCCCUUCGCGGAACCGAUCGUAGACAGAUUCCCAGCUAAGAGCGCACGCAAAGCAAGCGUACUUGUAUCUAGCACGCAACUACCUCGCUCACCAAAUCCAUCGUCCAAUUUCAAGGCUCAAUUCAAUGAGUUCAUGGUUGGAAGUGGCUCUAAUCCCUCAUUGCCUGCCCGAAAGGAAGAAGACAAACGCAAAGAAUUAACACAGUCAUCCCGGCCGUCGCAACCGCCAUCAAUAACUUCUAACUCUAACCCUAACGUUGGCGCACAGCCUCCUCUGAAGCAACCACUGAUAUCCGUUCCGGAGCAAGCGGCUCCGGCGGUGCCCAAUGGGCACCGAGCUUCAAUUAACGGCACAAAUGGCUUGAGCAGCAAUUCUAGCAAUCGUAGCAGUCGAAAACAUAGUUCUGAUCGAUCUGGUGCUAGUGCAGGUUCCGCCGCGAUGAACAAAGGACGGGCUGCUUGUUCUACAACCGCUCCAACCCGCGGUCGUGGUGUCAUGAAUAAGGCUGUUGGACCCGGAGGUCGUGUUCCACUGUGUGGCUGUUGCAAUCAGCAGAUCAGAGGACCCUUCAUCACCGCUCUCGGUCGCAUCUGGUGUCCGGAUCACUUCAUCUGCCACAACGGCAACUGCAAGCGUCCACUGGCCGACAUCGGUUUCGUUGAGGAAAAGGGCGACCUCUACUGCGAGUACUGCUUCGAAGAGUUCCUGGCCCCGGUCUGCAGCAAGUGUAAUACAAGAGUAAAGGGUGAUUGCUUGAACGCCAUCGGCAAACAGUUCCACCCCGAGUGCUUCAAGUGCACAUACUGCGGCAAACUCUUCGGCAACAGCCCGUUCUUCCUGGAGGAAGGUGAUCCCUAUUGCGAGGCCGACUGGAACGAGCUGUUCACUACCAAGUGUUUCGCCUGUGGAUUCCCCGUGGAAGCCGGUGACAAAUGGGUGGAAGCUUUGAACAACAACUACCAUAGCCAAUGUUUCAAUUGCACCAGCUGCAAGAAGAACCUGGAGGGACAGAGCUUCUUUGCGAAGGGUGGUCGUCCGUUCUGUAAGAACCACGCUCGCUAAAAGCGAUCGAGCGUUUCUUUGGUUGUAGCAGAAUUCAAACACCACAGAAGGGUCACCUGUUUCUACGUUUCUCUAUUGCACAUAACUUGUUUAUUUUCUACUUUCAUCAUUCACGAAGAACAACUCAUACAAAACAACAACUUCUACCAUUUGAGAGACACCAAAUUCAUUAAAAAUCAACUAACAGUGCUUUGAUUGUGUAUGAAUAUAAUUCACUAACGUCGCGAUUACAACGGUCGAAAGACAGAGGUACAGAGAGAGAGAGAGGGAUACUGGAAAGUGAUCUCCAGGAGCCCAUAUUUGUUAUAGCAUAAAAGCUGUGCGCUUCGAACGUGGUUGAGAAAAGAACUAUACAGCAUCUUAAACAAAUUUUCAAUGAAUAGAGUUAUGGUGCAGAGCAAGCGAACAAAAAGCAUGAAUUAUUUCAACCAUUGGGAAGUACUAGAGGCCGAUUUGGUUGAAAUAAUUCACAGCACUUGUUCCUGUCGCUAUAAUUCGUUAGCGCUUAUUAUGGGAAUGAAUGGAUUAUGGCGAGGAAAUGUUUCGAGUUAGGAUUUUACUGUGGAACAUGUUAUUGUUUCUAGUUUUUCAUAAGUGAAGAUGCAAAAUUUUACUUUGUUUUAGUCUUGAAUGAAGAACAUGUAUAAAGAAAAGAAAGCAAUAAACGCUUUAAGGUUUUUUGUUACUCAAAAUUUACGAAAUUUAGAAUGAGAUAGACGAAAGCUUAUUUAGUACGGAAAGUUUGUUAUUUUAGCAGGGCAGCAAACAUUAAAAACUGGAGCAAAUUAUUUACAUAGGAGAAGAAGGCAGCCAUAAAACUAUUUUAGAAUCGCUUGAAUUUGGCCAGAAGGUCGAAAAAAGAGCAUAAAACAUAUGUCGAGUAAGUUUUGUCGUGUGAUAACAUAUAAAAUCGUUUCUUAUUUAGUCUUAUCUAUGUUCAAGAUCGCAAAAUGUAACAAAUUUAUUUAAUUGGUCAGAUGAUGGAGGACCGAGGUGCGGAACUAUUUGAAAGGAAAUAAUCGUUGGCAUCGCUAAAAGUCGAAUGCUCAUAAUUCAAUCUCCAUAUGAAACGAUGAAUAUCAAGAACAAUUGUAAAAACGUACGAGAAGAAAGAGAGGUUAUGUAUAAAGUAAA
This is a messenger RNA of Toxorhynchites rutilus septentrionalis, 7548 nucleotides long. RefSeq names its product PDZ and LIM domain protein Zasp-like. Gene Ontology annotation, cellular component: filamentous actin; adherens junction; Z disc. The transcript has 17 exons. The coding region runs from base 517 to 6414 and encodes 1965 amino acids. The record is from RefSeq and is a predicted model, not a curated record. Gene Ontology annotation, molecular function: muscle alpha-actinin binding; actin binding. Lineage: Eukaryota; Metazoa; Arthropoda; Insecta; Diptera; Culicidae. Gene Ontology annotation, biological process: muscle structure development; actin cytoskeleton organization.